GGUGGGGGGGGGGGGUGUAUUCACAUUCCGGCAUUUCCUUCGGCUCCUCGUCUUUUUCCUCCGUCAGCUUACUAAAAUGGGUCGCCAUUCAUCAGACACUGAAGAAGAAACUAAAAGCAAAAGAAAAAAGAAACAUCGUAGAAGGUCAUCUUCAAGCAGUUCCUCAGAUAGUAGAAGUUACAGCCAUAAAAAGUCAGGAAGAAAAACAAGAUCACGGUCUCGAGAUGUCCAGUUUCGUUCACAUUCGUAUGAAAAAAGGCGACGACAUCGAUCAAGCAGCAGUUCUUCGUACGGGUCCAAAAGAAAACGGAGUCAUAGCCGAUCAAGAGCACAAGGAAAGUCAUAUCGGUCUCAGAGAUCAAGAUCAAAAAGCAGAUCAAGAAGAUCACAUUCCAGACCCCAACAACGAUCAUACAGUCGCAGCAGUGAAAGAACUAGUCGCAGGAGAACCCGUAGUGGGUCUCGUGAGAAAGAAAGACGUAAAGGCAGAGAUAAAGAAAAAGCAAGGGAGAAGGAAAGAUCCAGAGGAAAAGACAAAGAGCAGCAUUACAACAAAAGUGGAGAUGCUGGAAACAUCAAAACUGGAUUAGAACAUCUGUCUGCUGCUGAGCAAGCGAAAGCUAGAUUACAAUUGGUCCUUGAAGCUGCUGCUAAAGCUGAUGAAGCAUUAAAAGCAAAAGAGAGAAGUGAACAAGAAGCAAAGAAGAAAAAAGAAGAUCAAGCCAGUCUUGUUGAGCAAGUAAAACGAGUCAAAGAAAUUGAAGCAAUUGAAAGUGACUCUUUUAUUCAACAGACAUUCAGAUCGAGCAAAGAAGUCAAAAAGGUCACAGAAUCUGCUGAUAUCAAAAGUGAACUGGGAAUUACAGAAGUGAUAAACGUUGGUGUCGCAGUCACUGAAAAAGAAGUAAAGUCUGGAAUUAUUCCUACUACUAUCAAAUACCAAGAUGAAAACUCACUUGCCCAUCCCAAU
Molecule: messenger RNA, 970 nt
Organism: Thamnophis sirtalis
Lineage: Eukaryota; Metazoa; Chordata; Lepidosauria; Squamata; Natricidae
Source: RefSeq, a predicted model, not a curated record